Messenger RNA from Chlorella variabilis, 4849 nucleotides. RefSeq lists its product as hypothetical. Gene Ontology annotation, cellular component: centrosome; spindle pole; gamma-tubulin small complex. The transcript has 15 exons. Gene Ontology annotation, molecular function: gamma-tubulin binding; microtubule minus-end binding. The record is from RefSeq and is a predicted model, not a curated record. NCBI's taxonomy places the organism in Eukaryota, Viridiplantae, Chlorophyta, Trebouxiophyceae, Chlorellales, Chlorellaceae. Gene Ontology annotation, biological process: mitotic cell cycle; meiotic cell cycle; microtubule nucleation. The coding region runs from base 1 to 4761 and encodes 1586 amino acids.
AUGGAGGAGCUGGCGGCAGCUGAGCUCGACGUGCAGGUGCUGCUGAGGAGGCUGUGCCGCAGCAUCUCCACCGCCGAAGUGAUCUCGGCAAGAGCGGACCCAGACAUCAUCAAUCAGCUGCAGCCGCAGCUCAAGGACAUUGCACUCAGCGUCCUGCUCGGCCUGCACCCGGAGGCGGCGCCGCGGUAUGUGCCGCCAGACGGGCGGGAGCAGCAGGCAGUGGCGGGAAUAGCUGCUGCAGCCCAGCAGCUGCGGCAGAGCGGCUAUGCUGGCCUGGCCUACAGUUUACAGGCCGCCACAGCGAGCCUACAAAGCUGCGGCACCUUUCGGCUGCUGGGCAGCCUGACAGAGGCGGAGACGGGGGCGGCGGCGGUGCUGCCGCUCACCGAGCACGCGUCGCUGCUGGGGCUGUUGCUGGCCCUGGCCGGCACGUGCCCCUCCCUCCGCCAGCAGCGCUUCACCUUCCAAGUCGAGGAGGCUGCCGCUCCUGCCACAGCACCCCACCAGCAGCCAGGGGAUGACCCCACAUUAGCGGCAGUUCCAGCAGCAGCAGCGGCAGCAGCAGCGACGCUGUCUACCAGUGUGUUCUCCGAGGCGCCAGAUCCCUUUGCCCUCACAGACGGCUCGGCGGCGGUGGCGGUGCUGCUGCCUCAGGAGCUGGGCCUGCCCAGCGAGGCGUUUGCGGGCGCCGAGGAUGUGCAGGACCUUUGCUCAGGCCUGGACAGCCGGCCGGUGUGGAGCCCCGCUGCGGCUUCCUCGCUGCCGCCGCCCCGCGCCGCGGUGUGGCUGCCGGUGCCCGCCUCGCUGCUGGAGCUGCAGAGGGAUGGCCGUCGGGGAGCGCCGCCGGGGCCGCUGGGCCUGCCGCUGAGCCUGCUGUGCAUGGAUGAUGAGCCUGGCAGCUGCACGCUGUUCUCGCCAGACGCGGCAGCGGGCUGGGAUGCCGCCUCCGACUGCGGCGACGCGGCUUCUGCAGACUCUGUGCAGCCGCACUGCCCGGCCGGCGGCGGCGGCGCUGGCGAGAGCGGCGCCGCCGCGCCAGGCGGCACGCCCGAGCGCCACCUGGGCCUGUCCUGCCAGCUUUGGAGCCUUGGCGAGGUGGAGCUGGCGCAUCAGGCGCUGCUGGCGCUGCAGGGGGUCGGCACCUCGCUGCUGCGCCUGCAGGCGCUGCUGCGGGAGCCGGGUGCGCUUCCGCGGCGAGCCAUCACAGGCCUGCUGCGCUCGCUGGCGGCGGCGGGUGAGCUGCGCCAGCGCCUGCACGAGUUUGUCGCAGCGUUCAGCUGCGGCGGCGGCCCCUGCAGCCCUGCGCGCGGCCCCACCGGCAGCGGCGGCGGCGGCGGAACCCGCUGUAGCGAGGAGGACCCGGUGCAGCAGGCCUUUGCCGCAGCCGUGGCCCAGGUGUUGCAGCGCCAGUCUGCGGCGCUGCAGCAGCUGGAGCAGCAGCAGGCGUGCAGCUGGGUGCAGACGGUGGCUGUGGGCGGCACGCCGGGGCGGCGCUUCCACGGGCGGGGGCCCAGCCUCCUGCAAGUGGCGCUGCACACCCGCCGCCUCCAGCUGCAGCUGCGCAGCCUGGCGGACCUGUGCUGGUGCUCCCUGGCAGCCGGCGCUGACGGCAGCGGGAACGCAGGCAUCGCCUCGGCAGCGUCAGGGCCUGGCCUCGAUCCCCAACCAGCCCAGCCUGAGCUGGGCGGCAGCUGGCUGUGGCAGCAAGGCUUCCCAGCUGGCACCGAGCUGCUCGACUACCUGUACCGGCGAGCCAACGAAGCAGACGAUGCCGACUCCCCUAUGCUGCGCUUCCUGUUUGUGCAAGCCAUCCAGCCCUACCUGCGCCACAUGCACGCCUGGGCCUUCACGCCCCACGUGGUGAGCCGUGAAUUUGGCAUGGCUGGAGACAAGGAGCUGCUUACCCUCGACUUCCUGCCGCCCGCCGAGCGCCAGGCCACAGCGCUUGUGCCGGCAGACCCUCCCGCCUUCUUUGCGCCCCUGCACGCCGCCUUCAUGCGCGCCGGCUCCCAGCUUCGCCUGCUGCACUCUCUGGAGCACCAUGGUCGCCACCUGGCGCACCGGCUGGCCGGCAUUGCAGAGCAGGAGGUGUUGCAGCGGCAGCACAGCGGGGCGGGGCCGGCAGGCGCGGCGGGAGCGGCGGUGCAGGCGCCGGGCACGGCGCACUCCUUCACCAGCUUCUCUGCGCUCCUGCCAGGGCCAGCGGCGUCAGCAGGGCCAUUCGAUGCAGCUGCAGCAGCAGGGGCUGAGCUGCUGGCAGAGCCGCGGGAGCCUUGGAUCAGCCUGGCCUGCGGUUCGGCCUCAGCCGAAGCUGACACUGCCGACGGCAGCCAGGACCUGCAGCUGAGCAGCAGCAGCCUGCGCCGGGCGGUAGAGAUCAGCCAGGAGCAGGACAGCACCCGUGCCGCAGCUGUCGACGCCUGGCUGGGCACGCUGGCGCUGCAGCGGCGCCUGGCGGAGCAUGCCGCGGCCUCGGAGCAGCUUGGCAGGGCGGCAGCCCAGCGUGAGCGCACCGCAGAGCGCGCAGCUCUCCAGGCGGCGGCGCUGUCGCGUCAGCAGAGCAGCAAGGCGGCGCUGCUGCAGGAGCAGCAGGCUGCGGUGGCGGAGCGGCGGGCCAGGCGGGCGUCGGAGCAGGCGCAGCAGGAAGCAGCGGAUAGGCAGCUGCAGGCGCAGGCUGCGCGGCAGCAGCACUCGGCUGCACUGGCCGAGCUGGAGCAGGCCCUUGGCAGGGCAGGCCUGGGCGGCACACACCCGCCGGCAGCAGCAGCAGGCGGGCGUGAGACGCAGGCGGGAGAGGCGCAGCCUGCAGCAGCGCCAGCCCAGGGCCAUCUGGCACAGCCUGCCGGCAGCAGCGAAGCCCAGCAGCAGCCCGCUGCAGGUGACCCACCUGCACCUGCUCAUCCGGCGCUGCCCGCUGGCCUGCCGACGCUCAAGACUCGCAGCCGCCAGCGCUUUGCAGACGAGCAGCAGCAGCAGCAGCAGCAGGAGAACGCCGUUCCGCCAGCCGCCCAGGCGCAGGGUGGUGCAGGGGCCGCUGGCGCCGCGGGCAGCCGGCAGCCUCUGGCUCCGGGGCAGGCUGGCCUGCAGGCGGCGGCACCGCUGCUGCCUGGGCUGCCGUAUGCAGCCAGUGCCGAGCUGCAGCACCAGAUGGCGCUUUCGUCACUUGCAGACCUGGAGGGCGGCGGCGGCGGCGAGGCCGAGGAUGCGCUGGCGCCCCUGCCUGCGGUCCUGGAAACCAGCAUCACACACAGCGUGCUGUCGCAGUACCGAGCCGUCAGCCGUGCAUGCGUCAGGCUGUUCUUGGAUGAGUUCAAGGUUCUGGAGCACCUGGAGGCUCUGCGCAGAUUCUUCUUCCAAGGAGCCGGCGACUGGGCCGAGGCGCUGGUGCAGCGCCUGGGCGCGCACGCCGACUCGCUGCUGCCACUGGCCUCGCACCAGGCGGACGCCAUGCUGGAAGAUGCGGCGCGGGACACGCUCCAGGGCUACGCCGCCGUGUUCAGCUGGAUGGUGCGCCUGCGGCGGGCGGAGCAGCUGCUGCGCGCGGCGGCGCCGCCGCUGGCGGCCCAGCCCAAGUCGAGCGCCGACCUGCUGUUGAGCGAGGAGGAGGCGGAUAAGGCGCACCGCCGCGUGCAGGCGCUGCGCGCCUUCCGCUUUGGGGCCGCGCAGUUUGUCACGGCCCUGCAGGCCUUCCUGCAGUCGAGGACCACAGGGGAUGCCUGGGCGCACCUGCUGGCAAAGCUGAUGGUCAGCUCCGAGGAGGUGGCGGCCACGCUCAUCAGCCGGCAGCCCAGCGCCCUCAUGACGGGCCUGCUGAGCCGCAUGAACAGCCUGGGCCCGACCGGCAAGGCGGCGCACAAGCUGGCGCAGCAGAUGAGCCGCGCCCUGAGCGCCAGCCUGCCCGGCAGCCCCACAGCGGCGGCCGGCGCGGGCAACGGCCAGCUGGCCCGGUUCAACAGCCUGCUGGCUGCCGCUGGCGCUGGCUCCGCGCCCACCUCGGCAGCCGGCACACCCAGGGCAGGAGCGGCUGCGGAAGCAGCAGCUGCAGCAAGCGCGCGGCAGCUGUCGCGCUUUGCCGGCAAGCCCGCAACCGGCACCGGCGGCCCAUUUGCCGCGGCGGCCGACCAGGACGGCAGCACCGCGCAGCGCUGGGAUCCCUCUGCGACCAGCACCCCCACGGCCGCCGCCACUGCUGGCGGCGGCGGCGGCCUGCCGCUGUCAGCCCAAACCAGCUUCACGUCAGCUAUGCUGGGGCAGGCUGCAGCAGAGGCGAGCUCGGCGGGCGGCGUGGCAGACCUGGAUGCCGCCGCCUGGGCGCACCACUUCCAGCGCUCGCAGCAGGGCAUUGCCGACCUCCAAGAGCUGCUGGACCUGCACCGCCGCUACGUGCGGCAGGCCUCGGAGGAGUGCCUUACCUUUGGCGGCAGCCUGGCGGUGCGUGAGGCGGUGGAGGGCUGCCUGCAGUGCCUGGUCACCUUUGCCUACAAGCUGCUGGGCACGGUGCGCAGCGGGGCGGGCAGGCGGCUGGAGGAGACGUGGACGCAGGCGCUGCGCCUGGAUGCCGCCUGGGCCCCGUUGGCGGCUUCCAUGGCUGAUUUUGAGGCGAGGGCGCAGCAGCUGCAGGAGCUGCUGGCGGACGCGAGCAGCAGGAGCGUGCUUGCCGAGCUGCAGCUGGACUUCAACGGCUUCUACGCCAGGCGGCGGCAGCAGCGGCAGCGGCAGCAGGAGCGGCAGGAAGCGGGGCAGCAGCAGGGAGAAGCCUGAGGCUGGGGUGUGCAUGUGGGGGAGCCACCGCUUCUUGUGUGCGUUGCGUGAGCCUGCCCGUGUGAGCACCUGUGACCACGGGUUACAC